GCUUGAGAGAUUAUGAAAACUUUUUUUGUUGGAAAGCGUGACUACAAGCAAACACUAGCUUUACAAGAGGUUAUUUUUAACCAAAAGAUCAAGCGUCAGAUUUCCGUCCAACGUAAUGAGGUAUCACUUCCUCUGCUGCCAGAUGUCACAAUCAUGGUAGAGCAUGUUGAUCCCGUCUAUACCAUCGGGCGCCGCGACACAGUCAGCGGCCUUCCUCAGCCAUGCAACAUUACGGUGGUGAAGACCCGAAGGGGGGGCGGCAUCACAUACCAUGGCCCCGGCCAACUGACCGCCUAUCCAAUUGCCAACAUUCAGAUGUUGUGGAAGAAGUGCACCGCAGAGAAGGUUCGCUCGCCCAUUGAGUGGUUUAGUCACGUUCUGGAGUGUGCGAUGAUGGACACAGCGGCCCACUACGGCAUUCCCACCCAUGCCUAUAAAACGGGCAUCUGGUCUGAUGCUUACCAAAACCAACCUCAUAAAAAGUUAGGCUCAAUUGGUCUGCAACUGGGAAGCUGGGUGUCAAUGCAUGGUGUUGGCUUCAACGUCUGCCCUCAGUUGGACCACUUCGACCGCAUCGUUAUGUGUGAGAUGCCUGGGGAAAGGGCUACCUCUCUUGAAAAACAGAUUGAAAUACGUGGGCUUUCAGUUAGGACACCCUUAAUACAUGAAACGGCUGCAAUGAUACUAAACGCCAUGGUGCAGCGAUUAAGCCAACCAACGAGCUAUAGCGUGGAUUCACUGGUCGACCUAUCGGAAGAAAAACAAUGGGAAUCAACUUUGCUCUCUCUUUCAGGUUACUCUGACCCACAUCAAGAUAAUUAA
This is a messenger RNA of Phytomonas sp. EM1, 822 nucleotides long. The record is from the annotation of a GenBank genome assembly. Lineage: Eukaryota; Euglenozoa; Kinetoplastea; Trypanosomatida; Trypanosomatidae.